Aspergillus niger is the source of this 1197-nucleotide messenger RNA. RefSeq lists its product as uncharacterized. Gene Ontology annotation, molecular function: RNA helicase activity; RNA binding; ATP binding. The coding region runs from base 1 to 1197 and encodes 398 amino acids. The record is from RefSeq and is a predicted model, not a curated record. The transcript is spliced from 6 exons. NCBI's taxonomy places the organism in Eukaryota, Fungi, Ascomycota, Eurotiomycetes, Eurotiales, Aspergillaceae.
AUGGCUUCUAACGACAAGGGCUUGGAGGAGAUCCCCGAGGGACAGAUCGAGACUAACUACGAUGAGGUUACCGACUCUUUCGACUCCAUGGACCUGAAGCCCGAGCUGCUUCGCGGUGUCUACGCCUACGGUUUUGAGCGUCCCUCCGCUAUCCAGCAGCGUGCCAUCAAGCCCAUCAUUGCCGGCCACGAUGUCAUUGCUCAGGCUCAGUCUGGUACCGGAAAGACUGCCACUUUCUCCAUCUCCGCUCUCCAGAAGAUUGACCAGGAGCUCAAGGCUUGCCAGGCUCUGAUUGUCGCUCCCACCCGUGAGUUGGCUCAGCAGAUCCAGAAGGUCGUUGUUGCCAUUGGUGACUUCAUGAACAUUGAGUGCCACGCCUGCAUUGGUGGUACCAACGUCCGUGACGACAUGAACGCCCUCCGCGCCGGCCCCCAGGUCGUUGUCGGUACCCCCGGUCGUAUCCACGAUAUGAUUGAGCGCCGUGUCCUCAAGACCGACCAGAUGAAGCUCUUCAUCCUCGACGAGGCUGAUGAGAUGCUUUCUCGUGGUUUCACCGAGCAAAUCUACGACAUCUUCCAGCUCCUCCCCCAGUCUACCCAGGUCACCCUGCUGUCCGCUACCAUGCCCCAGGAUGUCCUUGAGGUCACCACCAAGUUCAUGCGUGACCCCAUCCGUAUCCUGGUCAAGAAGCAGGAGCUUACCCUUGAGGGUAUCAAGCAGUUCUACAUUGCUGUUGAGAAGGAGGAGUGGAAGCUCGACACCCUCUCCGAUCUCUACGAGACCGUCACCAUUACCCAGGCCGUCAUCUUCUGUAACACCCGCCGCAAGGUCGACUGGCUCACUGACAAGCUCACUGCCCGUGACUUCACCGUCUCUGCCAUGCACGGUGACAUGGAGCAGGGCCAGCGUGAUGUUAUCAUGAAGGAGUUCCGUUCCGGAUCUUCCCGUGUCCUGAUCGCCACUGACCUUCUGGCCCGUGGUAUCGAUGUCCAGCAGGUCUCCCUGGUCAUCAACUACGACCUUCCCGCCAACCGUGAGAACUACAUCCACCGUAUCGGUCGUGGUGGUCGUUUCGGUCGUAAGGGUGUUGCCAUCAACUUCGUCACCGCUGACGAUGUCCGCAUGAUGCGUGAGAUUGAGCAGUUCUACAGCACCCAGAUCGAGGAGAUGCCCAUGAACGUUGCUGACCUCAUCUAA